Patiria miniata (bat star) is the source of this 4245-nucleotide messenger RNA. RefSeq names its product serine-enriched protein-like. The coding region runs from base 925 to 2955 and encodes 676 amino acids. Lineage: Eukaryota; Metazoa; Echinodermata; Asteroidea; Valvatida; Asterinidae. The transcript has 5 exons. Gene Ontology annotation, molecular function: protein binding. The record is from RefSeq and is a predicted model, not a curated record.
UUCAUAAGGCCGGCGCCGCUUAUCGAGCCGUUGUGACAAGGGAGGUCAGAGCAGCUUGAAGUUAUUAAAAGAUCCAACUUCAUGGUCACAGUUUGUAGUUACCAUCAAGAUGUUUAUGUUGGUCGUAAGCGGUCUCAUGAGUAUCAGAGUAACAUUCAAGAGUGACGGUGCACCAUGUAGUAUUUUCUCAGCUGAAUACUAUUAGCACGAAAUCAAUGCCUUGGAGGUUUACGACUGUCGAAAUAGCCGUUCAGCUUUGGAACUACAUUAAUAAACAAUGUCAAAACAGGGAAUUGGUAGGCGGAGACAAGAUUUUGAUGUUUAGGAAUUGAAGGAGUGUCGCCUUUAACGUUGGGAAAGCAAUUACAUGCCGUCUGACUUCUACACACCAUCUUACGCACGAACUCUCGAUCGCUUAGCUGUAAUGCUUGAUUGAUUCGGCGAAGCGACUACAGCAGCGAUAAAGCCAGCAUCACUCAACACAGGUAGCGCAGGCUCAGCUCCAUCCAGGACAGUUUAAUCAGACUCGAAGUAACUUCCAAUUCGCCGUCUGGUAAUUGAACGGCUUGGGGCUUUGCUAGCCUUACCCCCGUUCAUUAUUAUCGAGUUAAGUGGUCAGCCCACGAGGCUCUAGUCCCUCGCAGGUUUACGGGCCAUCCAUCGCAACCACGCAAGCUGAUACGCAAGUCUUCUUCCCGGAAAUGUUUUCCAUCCACUCCUACUUGCUCUCGGUGAUAAGGAGAAAGUACAAGAUGUAAUCAUGUUAUCUUGUCAAUGUCUCCACGCACGGUGAUAAGAGCGCUAUCGUGAGUGUCGUCCUCACUAGCCAGUUCAUCAUUCCAGCGCAGACGUCUUAAAAACGAACUCUCGGAUACUUCAACUUGUGAAUUUGAAAGAAAACGACUAUAACAUUGCCAAGUAGCCAUGUCGACGCCCAAAAUUCACAUCAUCCCUUCGGAUGAUGGCCAGGGAGAUGGGAGGAGUGAUCCUAGUGGUCAGUUUCUUGACCACAGCACUCUUAAAAGAAGAGACAAUCGAGCCUUUUCCUCCGGAAGCAGCGGGGACGAAGACGCGUCCAUGUGCACCCAGUCUCCCAGGUCUGAUGACGUAACGGAUGACGUCAUAACAAGUCCAAAACAAGCCAGUUUUUCCCCAAGGAGAGAGCAGGGGUUCAGCCAUCCGGUUGAUGAGGGGUCAAGAUCGCUUCUAGGUCACCCACCAUCCAGACCCAGGCGGCACUCGGAUUCACAGGCCUAUGCGACAGACCCUGUGUUCAAGGAGGCUAUACUAUCUCUGAGGGAUUCGAAUGAGAGAACCUCCGAGGAUACGGAAUACUCAGCCAGGGAGGACGACCGGUUGACGGUCAACAGAGAAGCUGGCACGGCUAGGAGAUGGAGCACUCCGUACUUCCAAGUGUACAGUGUGCAAGAGGAGAGCCCGGACCUAACGAACGUGAAGAGCGCCCCCAUUGGUCCGAUGGGCAGGAUGGCAACGCGCAACUUCUACGAGAACAAGAUUGGUCUGGCCGACGAUCUCAAGUUCAUUUCCCGCAUGCCCGAGCUGUGCGACGUAACUUUCCUGGUUGGGGAGAGGCGGGAACCAGUCUGUGCAGUCCGGGCAAUAUUGGCGGCACGGAGCAGGGUCUUCCACAAGCUUCUAUACUCCGGUACCGUCACCCCGUCCAGCAGUCCGCGGCGGCGCGCCAACAGCAUGGAGAGCCGCUUCGCUCGCAAAACCGUCUCCUUCCUCACGCGCUCCAAGAGCAAUGGCGACCCGGACGGCGGCAACAGCGCCACCAAGGGUCCGCGGACGGUGCUCAUCGAGGAGUUCGAUCCCGCCGUGUUUUUGAAGUUGGUGGACUACUGCCACACGGGCUGUGUGAUUCUCAAUGCGGAAACCGUCUUAGGUCUGAUGAAUGCUGCGGACUACUAUGGCUUGGACGAGCUACGCCGAGCAUGCAUUGAGUACAUGCACAGCUGUCUGGACCUGAGCACCGUGUGCCUGCUGCUUGCCUCCGCUGAGAAAUACAUCCAGUACAAGGCCACCAAGACACUUGUCCAAAGGGCUUUGGAAUUCGUGGAUGAACACGGUGAAGAUGUCCUUGGUUUCCCAGCCUUCCUGAAACUCCCACAGCACGUGGUCCGUCUCAUCCUAUCCCGAGACGAGCUACAGGCUGAUGAGCUGACGAAAUUCCGCGCCGCCCUGGCCUGGAGCACUCUCCACUUCCGCAACACUCCCGGCACCUCCAUCAAAGGUGCCAUGUCGCCGUUCGUAGACACCAUAGCGUUCCAUCUCAUUCCGGCCUCGGACCUGAUGCAGGAGGUGCGGGACUCUGGAGUGGUGCCCGAUCACAAGAUCAUGACUGCCCUGGCCUUCCAGGCCGACCCGGGCAGCGUGGAUGCCCGGUCCCUCUCAGCUACCCCGAACCGGGUGCGACUGUCCAUGCUGAGUCUCACUCUGGACGACCGGUCAUCAAUGGCCGGAGACACACAAAGUGCUGCUGAAACAGAACGGACGGACCUAUCGGAUGACGAAGCUUCCGAUUACAAUCUCAACAACCGUGGCUCACCGACCAAAUCUUCAGAGUUCCGGCGACUCAGCACAGUUGACUCGGACGAUGGUCAGGGAGGGAAUCGAACCGAUCAGAUGACAGAGUCGGGGUUUGGGGACGCGGGGACAGUUACCUCCCGUCACUGUGACAAUGAACCAAGCGCCAUCUUUGAAUAUGUCCCAGACAAUCACAGCUACCACUUGAAGUCACAUCUGGAGCGCCCUCGCUCGGCCGAUGAACUCUCUACCGCGAAUUCGCUCAGCAAUUUCGAUUCCAUGUCUAUGUCGACGAGUUCUGACGUCACCGAUAGCAGCAGUGCGGGCGGGAGCUUUGGUAGGGCCGACCAGAAGAUGUCGGUUCAAUCAAUAGGAGCCAAAUCGCCAAUUCCCGGCAUACCUUUCUGAGGGCAUGGACCGUUCAUUAUAAUAUAAUUAUAGGAAAACUGAGUUACCGAAUAAGAACCGACGUGAAGCUUUUUACUGUUGCCGCGUCUCUCUCUGACCAACAAAAUGGAGACGUUGAUGCACGAAGGAGUCUCCACACUCCUAACUAACUUUUGUUUUGCUCUCGUUUAUUAUAUUGUGUACAGAAUUUAAUGUGCAUCGCAUCCUUGCGACAAUGUCUUUAUUCUGUGUUGAUACUACUUAUGGUAAGAUCAGCGGUAAAUUAACUGUGGGAUUGGUUAGCACUUGAACUAGCUGUGUCAUUUACUGUCCUGUAUGCAUGAACUGACAUUGGGCUACAAUAUUUUGCAAUUUGUGUAUCAGUAAUUUGACAAACAACUAGCAUGGAGGUGUACAUACAAACAAUGGCCGCAUUCAUAUUAGUUUCAAAAUGUACGAUGCAGUAUAAAGUUUCCUUCAAUUAUUAGUCGAAUCUCUCGACAAAGCACUGCUUGUUUUAGAGGAAUAUCAUGAUGAUCGUAAGAGCUCUUUGCCGUGUUUAAGGUAUCAAAAGCUCUCCGGCUAAAACUGUACAUAUAACAUGUGCACUAUACAAAGUUUGUAAGCUUGGCUCACUCAACGAAAUGGUUCAUAUUUUUCAUCCAAAUGGUGGACAUAACAGUUCAGAUGUUGUCGGUAUGAUAUUCUCCAGUGUCGAACUAUUUUGGUGUCGACUCAGCGUUUGUCUACAUGUCACUUUAAUAGUUGUGUAUACGUGCCACUUUUUUCCUUUCAAUCAGGUAUGUCUUUAAAGCAUGGUUUUGGAAUUUAUGUCGGCUGCGAACAGUACCCAAUCAUGACGCAUAAUUUACUAAUGUAAUUUGUUAAUGUGAAGUAUUUUCCGGUAACGUUGUUUGUAUUUUAUAGAAAGUGGUGUACGCGUUUGCCAUUCUGGGGUAUAUGCCGUCAGGAAGAUAUUAUUAUACUUCCAAUAUCACAAAAUUAACGUACAUACCAAAAAGCUACUUUCAUCUCGGUUCAACUUUUGCUAGCUUACAAAAACUCAGGGCAUGUUGACAGUCACUAAAUGCAUAGCUGAUGCUUCGAUAAUAAACGAUAUAUACAAGUACAUCUUGCAUCGAGACUACCAAAAAAGAACGACGAAACCACACAGGUCAUGACAUAAAGUCACGAAAGAAGUUGGUGUCGUCACUGUGAGUAAAAAAUGUUUUUUUUUUCACAAAGCUUCGUUUCUGUUGAAUUGGAUGUUUACAUCAUGUGCAUAUUGGUAAGGGCGAAGAAUGGAUUUCA